AUGACGCAAGAUACUACAAAAUCGGUCGCUAUCGGUGACGAAGUGACCAAAACAUUUCAUACCAUUUUGGUCUUGGAUUUCGGCUCUCAGUAUUCUCACCUUAUCGUGAGAAGAUUGAGAGAGAUUAAUAUCUAUGCUGAGAUGCUUCCUUGUACUCAAAAAAUCAGCGAGUUGAAGUUCAAGCCUGCUGGAGUUAUCUUGUCGGGUGGACCUUACUCUGUUUAUGAUGAUGGUGCUCCUCAUGCAGACCUUGCUAUCUUUGAUCUUAACGUUCCUAUCUUGGGUAUUUGUUACGGUAUGCAAGAGAUCGCUUGGAUCAACGGUAAGGGUGUCAGUAGAGGCGAGAAACGUGAAUAUGGACCUGCUAACAUUAAUGUCAAGAGUAAUUCCUGCCCAUUGUUUGAAGGCAUGGACAAUUCUCGUGUUUGGAUGUCUCAUCAUGACAAGCUAACGGAGCUUCCAGAGGGAUUCGAAGCCGUUGCUACUACUGGUAACACACCAUUUGCAGGUAUCGCCCACAAGUCUAAGCCUAUCUAUGGUAUUCAAUUCCACCCAGAAGUGACUCAUACUGUUCAGGGUAAACGUUUACUCUCGAAUUUUGCUGUUAAUAUUUGCCAUGCUCCUCAGAACUGGACCAUGGAGAACUUCAUCGAGAAUGCUAUCAAACGUAUCAGAGCCACCGUUGGACCUACUGCUGAGGCAAUUGGUGCUGUUUCAGGUGGUGUUGAUUCCUCUGUGGCUGCUAAGCUUAUGAAGGAGGCAAUUGGAGACAGAUUCCAUGCCAUUUUCGUUGAUAACGGGUUGAUGCGUAAAAAUGAGGCCGUUCAGGUGAAGAAGGCCCUAGAUGAUGGAUUGGGAAUCAACUUGGUUGUUGUUAAUGCUGAAGAUGAAUUCUUAGAUAAUUUGAAAGGUAUCACAGACCCAGAAAAGAAGCGUAAGGCCAUAGGAUACACUUUCAUUCACGUUUUUGAGCGUGUUGCUAAGAGUAUUAAACCAAAGGAUGGUUCUAACAUCGAAUAUCUUCUUCAGGGUACCUUGUAUCCUGAUGUAAUUGAAUCAGUUUCUUUCAAAGGACCUUCUCAGACUAUUAAGAGUCACCAUAACGUGGGAGGAUUGAUUGAUAACAUGCAAUUGAAGUUGAUUGAACCUUUAAGAGAGUUGUUUAAAGAUGAGGUUCGCCACUUGGGAGAAUUACUUGGUCUUCCAGAAGAUUUGGUCUGGAGACACCCAUUCCCUGGCCCAGGUAUAGGUAUCCGUGUCUUGGGAGAGGUUACCAAGAAGCAAGUGGAAAUAGCCAGAGAAGCCGACUAUGUUUUCAUUGAUGAGAUCAGGAAGGCUGGACUUUACAGACAGAUUUCGCAGGCGUUUGCAUGUUUGCUUCCGGUGAGAUCGGUUGGCGUUAUGGGAGAUCAGAGAAUGUACGAACAAGUCAUUGCAUUAAGAGCCAUCGAAACUGUUGAUUUCAUGACUGCUGACUGGUUUGUAUUCGAUGCUUCUUUCCUUAAGAGAGUGGCCUCAAGAAUCGUCAAUGAGGUGAUCGGCGUUUCUAGAGUUACAUACGAUAUCACAUCGAAGCCACCGGCAACAGUGGAGUGGGAGUGA
Messenger RNA from Brettanomyces nanus, 1602 nucleotides. RefSeq names its product GMP synthase (glutamine-hydrolyzing) (gene GUA1). The coding region runs from base 1 to 1602 and encodes 533 amino acids. The transcript has a single exon. Lineage: Eukaryota; Fungi; Ascomycota; Pichiomycetes; Pichiales; Pichiaceae. Gene Ontology annotation, biological process: GMP biosynthetic process. The record is from RefSeq and is a predicted model, not a curated record. Gene Ontology annotation, molecular function: GMP synthase (glutamine-hydrolyzing) activity; GMP synthase activity; ATP binding. Gene Ontology annotation, cellular component: cytosol.